This is a messenger RNA of Equus quagga, 1959 nucleotides long. RefSeq names its product zinc finger protein 501-like. The record is from RefSeq and is a predicted model, not a curated record. Gene Ontology annotation, molecular function: DNA-binding transcription factor activity; RNA polymerase II cis-regulatory region sequence-specific DNA binding. The transcript has 6 exons. The coding region runs from base 188 to 1654 and encodes 488 amino acids. Gene Ontology annotation, biological process: regulation of transcription by RNA polymerase II. Lineage: Eukaryota; Metazoa; Chordata; Mammalia; Perissodactyla; Equidae.
CGCUGCCGUAGUCAGCCUCCGAGUCACCUUCGAGACUUUUCCCCAGAAGGGGGAGAAGCAGCUCCGCUGUGCGAGUCCCGUUGCUCAGGCCCCGCGCCCUCCGGUUCUCAGGACCUGCGACCCCGCCGUGUGCCUGUCUUUCUAAUGACCUUUCUGCCUUGCUGAGGAAAAGAUAGAGCCAGAAAGGAUGAUGACUGACUGUUUGACAAAUUGUUCUCAGGAUUCCAUGACCUUUGACGAUGUGGCUGUGGACUUCACCCAGGAGGAGUGGGCUUUACUGGACCUAACUCAGAGAAACCUAUACAGAGAUGUGAUGCUAGAGAACUACAAGAACCUGACGACACUAGGCUAUCAGUUGUUGAAACCCAGUGUGAUCUCCUGGCUGGAACAAGAAGAGUUGAGGACAGCGGAGGGAGGAGUCUUCCAAGAAUCAGAAGUGCAUCUUAAAACCAAAGACUUGGCAAUUCCUCUGCAGGAUAUUUUAGGGGAAAAAACAUCCAAUAGGAUAGAAAUGGAAAGAAGCCACAUUGGAUGGGAACUCUGUGAGUGUAAGGAACGUGGAAAAGACUUCAGUGGACAAUCGUGUCUUAAGACACACAGGAGAACUCAAGAUGGAAGAAACACUUAUGAAGAUAAUCAAUGUGGGGGAAGGGCCAUCAGCCUUACUCCAGAUAUUGUAUCCUGCAAAACUAGCAUGGAACAGAAAGGGUUCAAAUGCAGUGACAGUGGGAAAGCCUGUGUUAAUCAGUCUUACUUUCAGGCACAACUAGCAAGUCACAAUGAAAAAAAACUCUAUGAAGGAAAGGAAUGUGGAACAGCUUUUAUUCACUCCAGAAGACUUGGCACUGAAUGCUGGAAAGCCUGCAGUAGCCAUUUAGUCUUAACUAGACAUAACCAAAUUCACACUGGUGAGAAACCCUAUGAAUGCACCGAAUGUGGGAAAGCCUACAUUAACAAUUCAAGUUUAACUAGACACAAACAAACGCACACUGGAAGGAAACCCUAUGAAUGCACUGAAUGCGGGAAAGCCUUCAGUAGCCCUUCAGCCUUAACUAGCCAUAACCGAAUGCACACUGGUGAGAAACCCUAUAAAUGCAACAAAUGUGCGAAAGCCUACGUUUACAAUUCAAGCUUAACUUUACACAAACGAAUGCACACUGUAGGGAAAACCUAUGAAUGCACUGAAUGUGAGAAAGCUUUCUAUAGCCGUUCAGUCUUAGUUAGACAUAACCGAAUUCACACUGGUGAGAAACCCUAUGAAUGUGACAGAUGUGGGAAAGCCUACAUUUGCAAUUCAAGCUUAACUAAACACAAACGAACGCACAUUGGAGAGAAACCCUAUGAAUGCACUGAAUGCGGGAAAACUUUCAAUAGCCAUUUAAUCUUAACUAGCCAUAACCAAUUUCACACUGGUGAGAAAUCCUAUGAAUGCAACGAAUGUGGGAGAGCCUACCUUUAUAAGGGAAGUUUAAUUAAACACAGACGAAUGCACACUGGAGGGAAACCCUACAAAUGCACUAAAUGCGGGGAACCCUUCAGUAGCCAUUCAGCCUUAACUGACCAUAGCCGAAUUCACUUUGGUGAGAAACCCUAUGAAUGCAAUGAAUAUGUCAAAGCUUCCAGUGGGCAUUCAGGCUUAACUACACAUAAAUGAAUUCACACUGGAGAGAAAUCCUGUGAAUUUGUGAAAUGUGGAGAAGCCUUCAGUGUUUCCUUAAGCAUAACUGGGCAUGCAAGAGUUCAUACUGGAGAGGAAACUUUAAAUAUGAAUAUAGGAAAUUCUUUACUACUUUCUCAUAUCUAAGUACACAUUUGAGACCUCACACUGGAGAGCAGCCAUUUGAGUGUGAUAAACAUCAUAAAGCAUAUAUUUUUUUAACUUUUUAUUAAGAUUAUGAUAGUUUACAACCUUGUGAAAUUUCAGUUGUACAUUAUUGUUAGUCAUGUUGAAGGUGCACC